AUGUCAAAAUCAAAUUAUUCAUCUCAACGUUCACAUCAUCAAUCAUCUCGUUCAGGUCUUGCAACAUCUCGUAUACAUAACUCACGAUAUUCAUCAACAAAAACAAUCAACAAAUCAAAACAAAAUAGUCAAGCACAGGAGGAUUAUCCAUUAUUUCAUGUUCAUUCGUCAGAUUAUGAAAUUAUAUUUGCGAAUAAUAAAACAUCAACAGAUAUGAUAAACAAAUCAUUGAAUCAUGUGGAUACAUACAAACAGUUAGGCAACGAAAUUUAUUCUUGGAGAAACAUGGAAAAAGAACUUGUACCAGCAAAAGAAUUAUUUACCUGGCCAAUUCCAGCUGAAUUACUUGAUAUUCAACCACAUUUUCCAGCGUGGUAUAAUUGA
Messenger RNA from Rotaria sp. Silwood2, 384 nucleotides. The record is from the annotation of a GenBank genome assembly. NCBI's taxonomy places the organism in Eukaryota, Metazoa, Rotifera, Eurotatoria, Philodinida, Philodinidae.